GCAAAACUAAACAUGCGAUCCAUCCGCUUCUUCUACCUAGAGACUCCAACCUCACAUCGACACAUCGUCUGUUUGAAGUGGUCUCUCUCCUGUGCCCGGCCCCCGUCGCUGUCGCAGCCAUGGUGGAGAGGCGGGCGCGGAGGAAGCCGCUGGUGCUCGCCUCCACGCAGGCGCUCCUCGACUCGCUCCCGGGGGACCGCCGCGGGGCGCCACCGGAGCCGGUGCGCCUCAGGGCCGGCGUCCUCCGCUUCCCCGCCCGCGCCUCCGGAGGCGGCGGCGAGUUCGGGGACCUCGCCUCCUUCGUCGCGCUCCCCGCAUCCGCGCUCCGCCGGCUUGCGGUCGUCACCGGCACGACGGUGCUUGUCAAGAAUACCGACAAUAAUGUUGGCAGGAUUGUCAAAGCAGUAUUACUUGAUCACCCAUCCCUCGAUGAGUCCCAGAUAGAACAGACUGAGCAUGUGGCCUCCACCUCUCACCCUGAUCGUGCCAUGGCCUUCUUACCUUGUUGCUCAUUUCCAGCAACUGGUUUUGCGUCCUUGGAUGAAGAUGUUGCUUAUGUUAGCCCACUUUUGGCAUUCAACUUGGGAGUGCAUGUUUCUUGCCUCAAGCUUCUUAUUCAGAAAGGAAGGGAACCUUUCAAGUUUUGCUCUCGAGUUGAAGAUCAUGAUGCUGCUGCCAGUAAUGGAAGUGAUCUUUCUCUUUACUUAGAGCUUCUUCCAUGCCCUCAAGUGCCUAAACAUGCUUUGCAUUUACGGGUUUCUGUUGUGAGGAUUCCUGAAUGUGGUGUGCUUGCUUCUUUAAAGAUAAAUUUGGGCAUGGGAGGAAGUGAUUACCAAGAUAUGAUAGAUUCAGCAUUGAACGAGCACUUUAAGUUUGAUAGAAUCCUAGCAAGAGGAGAUGUCUUUUGCAUACGAAACAAUUGGAGUUGUGGCGUGAGCUCCUGCCUGGCAUGCAAUAAGCAGGAUAAUAAACUGCAUCCUCAUAAUAUGAUCUACUUUAAGGUGACCGGCAUGGAACCAUCAGAUGAACCGACUCUUCGUGUUAGUUGCAAUGAAACAGCCCUUGUGCUUGGGGGAGCUGCUUCUGCUGCAAUCCCCCCUUACUCCUUCUUUGCUGCUUCUGGUGAUUCAGUUCCUUUGCAUGGUGAAAUAGUGGAGCAUUUAGCGUCUAUCAUUGCACCAGCAUUAUGCCCUUCAGAUAUUUUACCAAAAAUAAAGUUUUCCACUUUUUUGUACGGUCCUUCAGGAUGUGGGAAGCGCACAGUGGUCAGGCAUGUUGCUAACCAUCUUGGUCUACAUGUUGUUGAGUGUAGCUGUGAAGAUCUAAUGACAUCGUCAGAAAGUGGGGCACCUGCUGCACUUGCGGCUGCCUUUAAAGAAGCUCAGAAGUAUUCUCCUUGCAUAAUACUUCUUCGCCACUUCGAUGCAAUUGGGAAUGCAUCCUCCAACGAAGGCCCACAAUCUGAGCAAUCUGGGAUAGCGUCAAACAUUGAAUCUGUUAUUAAGCAGUACACUGGACAACGUUGGGUUACUAAGGACUCUAUGACAGCAAGAGAUGUAAAUGGGAGUUCUUACCUUGUGGAACCUGAAUGUGUAAGCUCACUUCAAGUUAUACUAGUUGCAACUGCAGACAGUCCUGAAGGAAUGCAACAGUCAAUUAGGCGAUGUUUCCGCCAUGAGAUCGACAUGAAGACUAUGCACGAAGAGCAGAGAAACAAACUGAUAUCUGAGACACUCCAAGGCAUUGCAACAGCUGCAGAUGAGAGUAUUGAUGACAAGUUUGUAAAAGAUUUAGCAGCGCAAACGUCAGGUUUCAUGCCCAGGGACAUACUUGCAUUGGUUGCAGAUGCUGGUGUGUCCUUUGCACAUAAAGUUGCAGCAGAGAAAGAUGGCAAAGAAAUCAAUAAGCAUGAGAAGGCCCUUCCAGAACGCUCUUCUGGCACUCAAAAUGAGGAAAAACAUUUUUGCAAAGAAGAUAUCCUGUCUUCCUUAGAACGUGCCAAGAAAAGGAAUCGUGCUGCACUGGGCACACCCAAAGUUCCCAAUGUCAAAUGGGAGGACGUUGGUGGGCUAGAGGAAGUGAAAAAGGUUAUUCUAGAUACUAUUCAGUUACCUCUGUUGUACAAGCACCUUUUUUCUUCUAAAUUGCGCAAGCGAUCAGGUGUCCUGCUAUAUGGGCCUCCAGGAACAGGGAAGACCCUAUUGGCGAAAGCAGUAGCAACUGAGUGUUCAUUGAACUUUCUUAGCGUGAAAGGUCCAGAAUUGAUAAACAUGUAUGUUGGAGAAUCAGAGAAGAAUGUCAGGGACAUUUUUGAAAAGGCUAGGUCUGCACGCCCAUGUGUCAUUUUCUUUGACGAGCUUGAUUCUCUCGCUCCUGCACGAGGAUCAUCUUCAGAUUCUGGUGGUGUCAUGGAUAGAGUUGUUUCCCAGUUACUUGUGGAGAUAGAUGGUUUGAGUGAUAACAGCCAGGACCUUUUCAUUAUUGGGGCUACCAAUAGGCCUGACCUUCUUGAUUCUGCACUUCUUCGCCCUGGCCGGUUUGAUAAGCUUCUUUAUGUUGGUGUAAAUACUGAUGCGUCAUACAGGGAAAGGAUCCUUAAAGCACAGACGCGCAAAUAUAAGCUCCACGAGAAUGUUUCUCUUUUGUCAGUUGCUCAGCGCUGUCCUCCAAACUUUACUGGUGCUGAUAUUUAUGCACUGUGUGCGGAUGCAUGGUUUCAUGCAGCAAAGCGAACGGUUAAAACAUUUGAAACUGAUCCUUCAAGAAGUAAUGAUGCCGGCGCUGAAGAAGUCAUUGUCGAGAUUGAUGAUUUUAUGAUGGUGUUAGGAGAUAUCUCACCAUCAGUAUCUCUGGAGGAGCUACAAAACUACGAACAGUUGAGGCAGAAGAUUGAAGGACCUUCGAGAUGAUGUUAGCUAAUAUUUUAUUUCUCAUAGAUGACAUUGUCCCACCAGAGCAUCCCCAAGAUGGUACCAUGACAAAACUCGUCCCCAAUGUCAUGAUUUUGGGCGUUUUUCUAGUUCUACCAUGUCCCGGGUUUACCGAGUUACAUCCUGAUAGCAGCAUCUAUAAAUCAGCUAAUUUGUAUAGACAUUAGACCAACUUCUCUGAAGAGAGACUGCCUGUCAUUCUAUUAACUUAUUUAUCUAGGUUUCAAUAAGAUGGCUCGCGAAGAUUUUAGCAAAUGAUGAAUCAACUUUGUAUAGUUGUAUUUGUUGCUACACUGUGUUCUUAAGAGAAAAAGACUAAAUGCAACAUUUUUAUUGCAUAAUAAUUUUUU
Molecule: messenger RNA, 3280 nt
Organism: Phragmites australis (common reed)
Lineage: Eukaryota; Viridiplantae; Streptophyta; Magnoliopsida; Poales; Poaceae
Product: peroxisomal ATPase PEX6
Exons: 17
Coding region: 120-2909 (929 amino acids)
Biological process (GO): protein import into peroxisome matrix
Cellular component (GO): cytosol; peroxisomal membrane
Molecular function (GO): ATP binding; ATP hydrolysis activity
Source: RefSeq, a predicted model, not a curated record